Dreissena polymorpha is the source of this 1855-nucleotide messenger RNA. Its product is annotated as WD repeat-containing protein 37-like. Lineage: Eukaryota; Metazoa; Mollusca; Bivalvia; Myida; Dreissenidae. The record is from RefSeq and is a predicted model, not a curated record. Gene Ontology annotation, cellular component: preribosome, large subunit precursor. Gene Ontology annotation, molecular function: protein binding. The transcript is spliced from 5 exons. Bases 171 to 470 code for a protein of 99 amino acids.
UUUUACCAUUUCUCCAAUCAGCAGCUUUUUUAUUUCUUCACUGUAGAUCACUCCGCUUAGAUGUGGAAACCGGACUGUUCCUGCUACAGGCCCUGGGUCAUGCAGGCUAGGUAAAUGCGAUCCGGUUAAGGACGGUAAAGGACGGUGUUGUAACAUCGUCUGGCGAGGGCAUGGCACAUAUCUGGUCGCCCCAAGUGUCCAUUUCCUCAAUUGAUGCCUUACGGGCCCAGUCAUCAGUGGAUGAUCUUGAUAUGUCAGACCAGUGUGAAACCAACAAAGAGAAUCCAGAUCAACCCACCAAUCUCUGCACCCCACUGCGCGAGCUGAUUGGACAUCACAGUGUGGUGAUUGCUGCUGAUUGGUUGAACUUCGGUGGUCAGGUGAUAAUCGCAUCAUGGGAUAGAACUGCAAUCUUGUUUGACGCAGAAACUGGGGCAAACUUGACUGUUCUCAAAGGCAGUCACGUGUGAGGGAAAAUACUGGACCUCUGCUCCGGAAGAUAGAGUAUCGGUACUUUGCUCUUUGAAGUUUCCGUCAAUGCUUCCCACGAUGCUACGCAAUGUAACAGGCUCGUAUUCAUCAUACUCAUUCUUGCGAAUGGAGAGCAAAUAUGUGGCAAGAUAUUCAUCUAGAUGGUCGACUGAUUAAUUGUGGAUUGCCUUCGUUUCCCCUUUCUUGGCAAGAUAUUUUUGAAAUGGACUGACAUCUGCCAGUGUUUUUCGGAUAGUGUUUUUGUUAUCUUCGGCUUCAAUUAAUUUUUGUACAUCUUCCGUUGUUAUUUCUAUGGCUUCUGAUAUGUUUUAACUGUUCUCAGUUUUUUAUUUUGUUUCAGUACUAGUAAGGAAUUCUAAAUGACUUUUAUUUAAAUUGACAUUUGCAUUCGUGCUUUCAUCAAAUGGUUCAUUAAACACACUCGGAUUUAUUCCAAACUGAUUGGCAAAGUCUUCCUCAGACAUAACAACUUCAUCCAUUAAACCGUCCCAAAUAACGUCAAACUUACCUCCAUCCACAAAGUCUGACAUGGUAAUGUUUAUUUAUUGUAUUUAUAUAUGUUUUUUAUGUUUAAGUCCUUAUUUUCAAAGGAAAUGAGCUUUUAACGAGCCUUAUCAAACACAAUUCAUGUGGCAAAAUUUGCAAACUGUAGAAGACAACAAAUGUAACUUUAAUAAUAAUUUAUGAUUUAAAAUUAUUUCAUUAUUUAAUGCUUAUUACUUUGGGUUUUAUUGUGAAGUGUGUCACUUUUUUAUUUUUUACUAUUUUUACUGCUUUUGUAUUGUUAGUUUUAUUUGUUUGGUCUGUUUAUAUUGAGUGUUGAACUUUUGACAUAACCUUUGACCCUUGAUGUUUGCAUAUGAAGGCGUGUCAAAAAAAAGUAGUCCGUUUGUUACAUGACGUCAUCAGCAUGUACUUAUUCAUUCUUAAUAUUUGUGAAAUACGUUUUUUUCUGUUUUUGUUGCUGUUUGAAGAUUAAAUGUAAUACCUUUUGGUAACAAAAUGUUUGUUUUGAUAACUCUGAUUCAGUUUUACAAUAAAAAAAAUCAUUGUACUUAAGUCUUAGUAGCCUCCACACAUGACUGAUAUAUGAAGUUUCUGUUGACCGUGAUAUAAAAAAAGAUAUCAGGAAACCGGACAUCAAGCAGAUAUCAAUGUGGUGGUAUAAUAAAGGCUGAUAUUUGAAAGGCUGAUAUCUGAGUCUCGCUCUGGGACAACGGGGCUAAAUGCAUGUGCAUAAAGUGUGGUCCUAGAUUGGCCUGUGCAGUCCACACAGGCUAAUCAGUGACGUAACUUUCCAUUUACAAAAAGAAAUCAAAUUUAAGUGGAAAGGGUCAUCUCUUAUUAGCCUGUGUUGGCUGCA